GGGUGCGACGCCCUGAAGUCACGUCCGCUUGACGACCUUCCGAAAAGAGACUGCGCUUCGGAGGCUGGGGCCGAGGGGGAUGAAAGGCGAGGGAGGAGAGAGAGAGAGAGAGAGAAGAGGGACCCUGCGCUGCCUCCCUCCUGCCCACCGAUUAUCCGAUUCUGAGCCAUGAGCGUUCUGAGCUCCAGUGAGCAGCAGUAACAGGCCUGAACAAUGGUGGCCGGUGAAGAGGAGGAGUACAAAAUGGACGGGGACACAGUCAGCCCCACGGACUUGUCGGAGAUCCUGAAGGAAGGAACGAAGGAGUCCCACGAUCGAGCAGAGAACACUCAGUUUGUGAAGGACUUCCUGAAGGGCAAGAUUCAUCGAGAGCUCUUCAAGCUGGGCACGGUGGCCCUGUACUUCACCUACACGGCCAUGGAGGAGGAGAUGGAUAGGAAUGCUGAGCACCCUGCCUUUGCCCCCCUCUACUUUCCCCUCGAACUGCAUCGUAAGGAGGCUCUGGCCAAGGACCUGGAGUUCCUAUACGGCCCCGGCUGGGAGGAGAGGGUGGAGAGCUCGGAGGCCACGCAGCGAUAUGUGGAGCGGAUCCGCCAGGUGGGACAGAGUGAUCCGGGGCUGCUGGCUGCCCACGCCUACACCCGCUACAUGGGCGACCUGUCGGGGGGGCAGGUGCUGAAGAAGGUGGCCCAGCGAGCCCUGGGCCUGCCUGCCACCGGCGACGGGGUCCAGUUCUACACCUUCGACAACAUCUCCAACCCGAGUCGCUUCAAGCAGCUGUACCGCGCCAGGCUCAACAGCCUGGAGAUCAGCGAGGAGAGCAGGAGGAGGAUUGUGGAUGAGGCUAACGAGGCCUUCCGCUUCAACAUAGAGGUCUUUGAGGAGUUGGAUAACAUUGGGAAAACCCUUGGCGGAACUGACCAAGGAGACGGAGUCCCACUUCACAAUGGAAAAGGAGAUGCUCGGAAGUGCCCUUUCUACGCUGAGAAAGGCAAUGUUGAAAUGGGCUGCCCACUACACUCGGCGAUGGCUGUAGUGCAGAGCUCUUCCUUCCAGUUGGUGCUCGCUGCUCUUGUGGCACUCGUCGCCAUCUGGUGUCUGCUGUAAGUAAGGCUGACUGCCAGAGAUGAACUGUCCAACAAAAGUGAUGCAACCCCCCCUCCCCCCUCUCUCUCUGCCCUCUCCUACUUUGUCCAAGAAGAUAUGUGCAAUUAAAACCCAGCAGGACUGGCAACAAGAGUUGGAUCAUGUACAUCUGUUCCAGCGCUCGCUCCCCUUGAACAGUGGUUGACGGUGACCUGUUUAAUGUUCCAGUAAAUUCUAGAUUCAACACUGUCACAGCGAGAUCUUAUGAAUGCGACUAACGAGGUGCAUGGAGUUCCCUCACCAUUCCAAGCUGCCACAAGACUGAUUCCAGUUUAUUGAAGGGGUACGGUUGUUCCCAAUUGACAAAACUCUUUACUGAAACCUGUCAACCCAAAUGGCCCUCACUCAGUUAACAGGCUUCAGAGUGACCACAUAGGCCUGGAACCAUGGAUGUUUCCCAGUGUAACACUGAAUUUCUGCUUUCUACAGGUUUGUGAGCCAACAAACUUCAGUGGUUUUCUUUACCCCAUGUAACUAUGCAUGAACAUUAAACAUUCUAACAAGC
Molecule: messenger RNA, 1651 nt
Organism: Amblyraja radiata (thorny skate)
Lineage: Eukaryota; Metazoa; Chordata; Chondrichthyes; Rajiformes; Rajidae
Gene: hmox2b
Product: heme oxygenase 2b
Exons: 6
Coding region: 214-1107 (297 amino acids)
Biological process (GO): response to oxidative stress; heme catabolic process; heme oxidation
Molecular function (GO): heme binding; heme oxygenase (decyclizing) activity
Source: RefSeq, a predicted model, not a curated record